Molecule: messenger RNA, 5422 nt
Organism: Rhineura floridana
Lineage: Eukaryota; Metazoa; Chordata; Lepidosauria; Squamata; Rhineuridae
Gene: MARK4
Product: microtubule affinity regulating kinase 4
Exons: 17
Coding region: 1033-3345 (770 amino acids)
Biological process (GO): intracellular signal transduction; microtubule cytoskeleton organization; protein phosphorylation
Cellular component (GO): cytoplasm
Molecular function (GO): tau-protein kinase activity; ATP binding; protein serine/threonine kinase activity
Source: RefSeq, a predicted model, not a curated record
AGCGUUCCGAGCCCGUUGUCGGGCUGAGGGUCGGGCCUCCAUGCGCCCUCGCCAAACUGCGCCGUUUUACGCAGGCGGCGGCUUUAAGCGGCUCGGGGGCUGGCGCUUCCUUGGCCUGCCGUGCGUGUCCUCCAACCCAGCCUAGCCCAGCCCAGCGCGGCCCUCCUCCUCGACGUCCUUUUCCCUUCCCCUUCCCUCCCUCCUUCCCUCCCUCCCUGCCGGUCUCGCUCGACGUUCUCGGCCUCCUGCGGGGGGAGCUCUGCUGCUGCUGCUGCUUGGAGCCCCCUCCCCGCCCCGAUCGCCUCCAGCCUACCGAUGGCGGGGAGCCCCGAUGGAUCUCUCUCCGCCAGCCCGGAGCCCCGGCAGCCUUAGAUGAACCCCAGCUUGCCGUGCCUCGCCUCGCCUCGCCCGGCGCAGGAACAGCAGCUUGGUCCUGGCCUGGGGGGUUGCUGGCAAGAGGCUGCUGGUGGUGGUGGUGGCGGCGGCGGCGAGAGGGGACCUGCCGGUGGCUCGGAUUGCGCUCCUCGCCUGCCUGCCCACCCGCCGGCCGGCAUCCCGGGCGGGCAUCUCCCUAAGCAGCCCUCCUCCCUGCUCGGGAGCCUUAUGGGGGGUGGCAGGAAGCGCCUCUGCCCUUUCCUGCCUGCGGGGAGAACGCGGCGGCCGGGCUGGGCACGGAAGCGGUGAAAGGGAGCCAGAGGAGAGCAGCAGCGGGGAAGUGACCAGCGGCCUCUGCAGUAGCAGCUGCCUGCAACCCUCGCCCGCCCGCCGGCCGCCAAAGAUGAGCCCCCCCUUGGGGAAAUAAGCUCCCUCCUGGGGCGCAGCUCUCCCUUGGCCAGGCUCCUUCCGCUCGGCCCCCACCUUCCUCCCCAGCACACCUCCAUUUCCAGCGAUCUCCCUGCCUCCCUCCCUCCUUGGCCCGGUGCGCGUAGGCUUCUAUGAGUGUCCACUUGGGGGGAGGAAAGGAGGAAGUCAGCCGCCCUCCUCGCCCCUGUCGAGGCGUCCAGGCACAGGGAGGAGAAGAGGAAGAGGAGGAUGUCUUUGCGAACCGCGCUGGCGACUGGCAAUGAGCGCAAUGCCGAGACGCAUCAGCGCUGCCCUGUGGUCACCCUUGACCCGGCCCCCAUUCUGGUGACACCACCACUCUCCCCGCAGCCCUCCACCCUGGCCAGCAGCCGAUCAGAAAAGGGCUCAUCAUGGUCCAGCCGCUCACUGGGUGCCCGCUGCCGCAACUCCAUUGCCUCCUGUGCCGACGAGCAGCCCCACAUCGGCAACUACCGCCUCCUGAAGACCAUCGGCAAGGGCAACUUUGCCAAGGUCAAGCUGGCCCGGCACAUCCUGACGGGCAGAGAGGUGGCUAUAAAAAUAAUUGACAAGACGCAGCUGAAUCCAACAAGCCUCCAGAAGCUCUUCCGAGAAGUGAGGAUUAUGAAGGGUCUGAAUCACCCCAACAUUGUGAAACUCUUUGAGGUGAUAGAGACGGAGAAGACCCUCUACCUAGUGAUGGAGUAUGCCAGUGCGGGAGAAGUCUUUGACUACCUUGUAUCCCACGGGCGCAUGAAGGAGAAAGAAGCCCGGGCCAAGUUCAGACAGAUUGUCUCAGCUGUGCACUACUGUCACCAGAAGAACAUUGUACACAGGGACCUGAAGGCCGAAAACCUUUUGUUGGAUGCUGAUGCCAAUAUUAAAAUCGCUGACUUUGGGUUCAGCAACGAGUUCACGCUUGGCUCCAAGUUGGACACGUUCUGUGGGAGCCCUCCUUAUGCUGCCCCAGAGCUCUUCCAGGGCAAGAAAUAUGACGGGCCCGAGGUGGACAUCUGGAGUCUGGGGGUGAUCCUUUACACCCUCGUCAGCGGCUCGUUGCCUUUCGAUGGGCAGAACCUCAAGGAGCUGCGGGAACGUGUCCUGCGUGGCAAGUACCGUGUCCCCUUCUACAUGUCCACGGACUGUGAGAACAUCCUGAGGCGUUUCCUGGUGCUGAACCCCGCCAAGCGCUGCACUCUGGAGCAAAUCAUGAAGGACAAGUGGAUCAAUAUUGGCUAUGAGGGGGACGAGCUGAAGCCGUACCAGGAGCCCGAAGAGGACUUUGCGGAUGCCAAGCGGAUUGAAGUGAUGGUGGGUAUGGGCUAUACCCGCGAAGAGAUCAAGGAAGCCCUGACCAACCAAAAAUACAAUGAAGUCACAGCCACCUACCUCCUGCUGGGCAGGAAGAACGAGCAGGUGGAAGGGGGAGAGUCGCGCGCAGGCAGUAGCCUCUCGCUGGCCCGGGUGCGCCCACCCAGUGAGGUCUCCAAUGGCACCACCAAGUCCUCCUCGCACUCCAAAAGCCAGCGGAGCUCCUCCACUUACCACCGGCAACGGCGGCACAGUGAUUUCUGUGGUCCCUCCUCGGUGCCCAUGCACCCCAAGCGGAGCCCCACCAGCACAGGGGAUGGGGAGCUGAAGGAGGAGCGGAUGCCCUCGCGCAAGGCCAGCUGCAGCGUGGUGAGCAGCGGGCGGGGCAUCCCACCCUCCAGCCCCAUGGUGAGCAGCGCUAACAAUCCCAACAAAUCCGAGAUCCCUGACCGGCGCAAGGACAGUGCCGUCAACACGAAUAACAUUCCCUCAAGUAUGAUGACCCGGAGGAAUACUUACGUGUGUACGGAAAGGCCUGGCGGAGACCGUCACUCGCUGCUCCAGAAUGGGAAGGAGAACGGCGCCGUCACCAGUCGGGUUCCCCCAGCCUCCCCCUCCAGCCACAGCAUUGCCACUUCGUCCACCUCUUCAGACCGUACCCGGCUCUCGCGUGGCACCAACAUCCGCAGCACCUUCCACGGGGGCCAAGUACGGGACCGACGUGGGACUGGCGUGCAGAACGGCCCGCCCACCUCUCCCACCCUCUCUCAUGAAGCCACCCCUCUGCCCCAGAGCCGCAGCAGGGCCACCUCUAACCUCUUCAGCAAGCUCACGUCAAAACUCACACGGAGGGUCGCAGACGAACCUGAGAGAAUCAGGGGACCUGCGCUCACAAGUUGCAAUUUACCUUGGAAUCAAAAGGAAGCAGAACCCAGGCUGCUCCGAUUUACCUGGAAUGUGAAGCUCACCAGCACCCGCUCUGCUGAGGCCAUCCUGGCCGCCCUCCGCCAGGCCACGGACUCUGCCAACUGCUGCUGCCGCCAGACGGAGCCUUUUGUCCUCUCCUGCACGCACGAGAAGAGCCCCAGUGAGCACUUCUGCUCCUUCGAGGUGGAGGUGUGCAGACUGCAGCGGCUGGGGGGGCUCCACGGGGUCCUCUUCCGGCGCCAGGCUGGCACCUCCCUGGCUUUCCGCAGCUUGGUGGCCAAGAUUUCUGACCGGCUGCAACUAUAGGGGGCUGGACCUGCUCUGGGCCUUCUGGGUUAAUCGACCCACCUGCUGGGGAACAGCGUGGGAAGGAAUGGGGUGUGACUCUCGCCUGCCAUCGUGUCCCUGUAGGAGCUUUUCUGGGGCCAAAUCCUGCUGCCUGGUAGGACAAGGAGCUGCUCUGGAGACACACACACACACCCCGCACCUGCUGGCUGUGCUAGGGCCUUGGGGGGAGGGAGAGAUUGAGGAGGAGGAUCCCACCGGGGUUCAUUGAGAGGGCCACUUCUCCCUCACUUGCACAGAUGACCGAAGAAUCCUCCCCUCUACGGGGAUCCCCUGGCAGAGCUCCUGGCUGGUGCAGGAAACGCAAAAGGAGACUUCUCAGCUGGCCUUCCUUCCUUCCUGAGCUUGUGGUGAGAGGGGGCUGACUCCACCCUGCUAACUCUCACACGGGCAGGAGCAUGACAGGACGGGGAGCCUCCAUGGCAAAGUGGGAGGGGAUUUUUGACCAAGAGUGGCAGGGUAGACUCCCCCCCCCCUUUGCCAUCAAGAGAAUGCGGGUUGGAAGGGGCAACCCCGCCUGUUCAUUCUCUACCCCCUUCCACUGGCUCAUGUUAAAUCCAGAAGUUAGGCCAGUUUUUUUCCUCUUCAAAACAAAGCCAGGUUUGUUUGUUUUAAUCCCAGCUCCAUUUUGGGAUUCCAUUCUUGUAGGCAGAAUGCAAUUAUGGCUCCAGGUGAUUCGAAUCCCAGUUGAUGUUGGCAGGGGGGGUGAUGAGCUGCAGCCCAUUUUGUUCAGUUGCCAGAGAGCUGACAUCCCAGCUCCGGGUCCCCUGUGUCACCCAAAGCCCAGCAGCCAGCCAGGUGGGCAAAGCCAAAUGUCCCAAAGUGUCUCUGGAGUAGCUGUGUAGGAAGCCCUUUGCCAUCGUGGCCAAACGGUAACAGACUCUUGCUCGGGUGGCAGGGGUGUUUAUUGGGUGCAGGGAAAGAGCUGGAGGCUUUGAGCAUGGGCAACACCAGGCACAGGCUGCCUGGCGUGGAAGUGGAGUCCCAUCCUGUGGGUGGCCUGCUUGACCUACAAAAGGGGUACUUUUGGGUUUCCAUUAGUGCUCAGCCCCUCGCAACGGUGUUUGGUGGCAGCUGUGCAGAUGGUGCAGCAACGGCGGAAGGAGGCCCUUCCAUGUUUCUGCUGAUCUCAAGAGGCUGAGGCCACUCCCUGCAGCUCCUCAAACAGCAUGAGGAGUGGAUUUGGGGCUCUCCUCUCCAACAUCGCCACAGUGCACCAAGGCCUUGAGUGGCAGGAAGGCCCCUCACCGCCAUCACACACACACACACACAUAGCUUGACUCCAAAAUCAGAACCCCGGUGCUGAGACUGCACUCCGGAGGAGGCUGGCCCUCCCAGGGGUUGGUUCAAUGGCUCAGAUCCAUCAUCCUAAGAGCCGGACGCCCUGCCAGAGCCAAUCCAAAUGGGCGACACCUCCCCUCAGAAGGAGCAGGGGGAAGGGGCAGCAUAGGCCCCACAGGCUUCUUCUCGCACAGCACCUCACGCGACGGAUGGACGGACGGGACAUUGGACACCGGUCAGAUGCCGCUGCUGUGGCCCCUGCCUUCUCUUGCCCAACGGGGCACUGGGGAUGGGCUCAGCAACUUGGAGAGGCAGAGGAUGGGGGUCUCAGAUGGUGGAAGGGCAGCUGGAGGAGCGGGAAAGGAGAUGGGCUCAGGGCAGCCCCGUUCCAAUCCUGUGGGGCCAGGUGGAGCUCACGGGGGACUGUCCCUGCCUAGCCCAUUACAGUUGACACUACAUUUGGCAGCUCUUAUGGGGAAAAUGUAAGUGGGUUUCCUUCCCUCCCUCCCUGCUCCUUUUACCUUGUUCCACUCUGUACACUGGGUCCCCCUGCCGUGGUUCCUCCCCUCCUCUCAAAUCCUGCCUCUUUGGGCGCCCCCCCAUCUGUACAGACUCCCCUGUAAAUAAGUCUGGUUAGCCCCUGUAUCAUUGGGUAGCGAUAUUAAUGAGCCCACCCUUUAGCCUUGGGAUGAUUGUAAGUUAUUCCAGCCCCAGAGCGAUGAUCUGUACCAAACCCUUAAUAAAUGUAGAAAGCCUC